AUGGGUGGAAUGCCAACAGAAAAUACUUCGUCUGCCUUGGCUUUCCCAGGGUCGGAGCCAAAUCAAGGAUCAGGGGUCACUGCUGCACCUAGCCUGGAUACAAAGCCGAAGAAGAAGAUCUGCUGUGCUUGCCCGGAUACUAAGAAGCUGCGCGAUGAAUGCAUUGUGGAGCAUGGUCAAGAGGCUUGCACAAAAUGGAUCGAUGCUCAUCUCAGGUGCCUUCGUGCAGAGGGCUUCAAUGUUUGA
Prunus armeniaca (apricot) is the source of this 246-nucleotide messenger RNA. The record is from the annotation of a GenBank genome assembly. Lineage: Eukaryota; Viridiplantae; Streptophyta; Magnoliopsida; Rosales; Rosaceae.